AUGUGCAAGGGCUACGUGGGCCAAGGCGCUAGGCCAGCAGGCCAAUAUUUCGAAUGCGACUUCGACUGGAACGAGCACGCACGCGCCGUACGGCACAUCGUAGACGCGCAGCAAGCAGAGGCGCUGGCGCUGCGGCACCGAUUGCGCGGAAGUCUAUCGCACAUAGAGGGUGCCGGUCAACCUUGGGUUCUGCAGGUGCAGCUGGGGGGGCCUUUCGACGCCAGCUCAGCAGCAAACUACAACAGCCGUGACCAUCCCAGCAUUAGUCCGGAAGCCACCACUCCAGGGGAGUCCGUAGCUCCGACGCCGCCGGACUCCCUAGCAACCCGUAGCUUCCAGGACUCAACCACACGCGGGGUUGCAGCCGGCGUGCCGCCCAGCAACCCCUGCAGCGCCCGCACCCACACAAGCCGCUUGGAUGGCAGUAGCUAUAGAGCCACCGCCGGUGAUAACGGCGACGCCGCGGCUGUGGGCGCUGCUGGCCACAGCAGCAAUCGCAGCGGCGGUGGCGUCUAUGAGGGCACCCGAUGGGAAGAAUUUUACCGCGCCCACCCCUCGGCUCGCUUCUUCAAGGAGCGCCGGUACCUGCUGCUGGAGUUCCCAGAGCUGUUGGAUUGCGAGCACGUGGCAGAAAUCGGCUGCGGCUGUGGCUCGUCCAUCUUGCCGGUGCUCAAGGCCAACCGGGCCGCGCGCACGACAUGCACGGCUUUUAUGUUCCGGGACACCGCCUCCUCUCUCCAGUAUUUCACUGCUGCGUGGCGCUACUCCGCGGUCUCCUCGCCUCUGCUGGUCCUGCGUGACGCAGCGGCCGCAGAAGGCAUCGCGCCAUCGCGCAUCUGCGUCUUCCCAGCGGAUGCCACUGACCCUGGCGCGGCGCCAGCCUUUGAAGGCAUCGACGCCGACGCGCUGCUGAUCAUGUUCACGCUGUCUGCUGUCACACCUGAGCAGCAGCACGUGAUGCUGACCCACGCUUGGCGGGCACUGCGGCCUGGCGGACGGUUGCUGAUUCGGGACCAUGGGCUGUACGACAUGGUGCAGCUGCGCAUUCCCGCCGAGCAGUGGGUCGGUCCCAACCUGUACAAACGAGGCGAUGGUAGCGUUCCCAAGUACGAGGAAGCCAGAAAAGGCUCUGCGGCGUUCAAAGGUAUCUAUGGUGCAGCACAGUCGCUCCAUGUAAAAACCUUUCCUUACGCAAGCGCACGACACAAUCCAGUGCCCCUGCAGCACAUUGGUAAUGUCUUUUCAAGUGGCCUAACGGAGCUGCAGGAGCUGUUCCUUACCCUUAAGAAAUAUGAACAAACGUUCUCACCAGAAGCAAAGCAGCUUUUUCAGAGCACAAGUAUGGCGACAGAUCAGGCUGUCAAAGAGCUUGAGUUCCGGCCUACCCCCGCUGAAAGUUCCAUCGCUGGGUAUCUUGUCACAGGCAAGUUUUGUGAGAAUGCAAGGGUUAAGCAUUACAGGCUCUCAUUUUUAAUAAAUGCUUUUAAGAAUGCAUGCGGUCUCGCAGGCAACAAGACUAUGAGACUUCGCACGGUGCUUCAAAACGUUCAGCAGGCUCUGUCCAACUUCUCCUCUGGUACUUUUCCGGUUCCGCGUAGCUCAAAGGAGGAGCUCUCCCGUGUGCACGGCCAAAUAUUGAGCCUCAAAUUUGGCCUCUCGUCGGAGCAGCAGCUGCUGGUCACGCAGCUGCGGAAGUUGUGCGCUGAGGUGGAGUCCCGGAAGCACGACUUCGAUGUGAUCGAAACAAACUUGGACAACACGAUGCGCAAUGUCCUGCAGCAAGUGCACGGCAAGUCCGUUCUUGAACCCGAGGUGCUAGAGCGUGAGCUCAAGCUCUUACAGGAAAGCAUUGUGGAAGCACGUGCAGCUGGCGUCACCCAGCUGGCGGACAUUCUAUCGCUGGCGGUGAAUUCACUUCAGCGAUUGCACGCGGGCCACGCGGAAAACAUAGAGAGCGAUGAUGAGGCGCUUGAGGGCGGUGCCGGUGACGUGGAUGGGGACGACGAUGACGAGGAUCCGUUCUUCAUGCCCAUGCCGGGCGCCAUAAAGUGGGCAGAGGCCUCAAAGUUCAAGGAGCUUGCCAAGCCGCUGGCGCCUGAGCAGCCUGCGGAGAGGCAGUUUAUGAUCGUGAUGGAGGACGAUGAUUCGUCUUCACAUACGCCAUCGUCUAUUACCGCGGUUUCUGCGGAACCCAGCGCAAAUGCGCUCGUGGGAACUACGCCGGCGAAGCAGAUGUUGGCGACAGACAGUGCGGAGUCGUCCCCAGCAGCCCCGGCUGCCGCAGGAAGUGCUGAGGCCGCAGCGAGAGUGGAGCCAGCAACAGCAGACGGGAGCGUGGAUGUACCCUUAAUGUCACUAGCGUCCACUGCAGCUCCAGCUACAGGCGACACGCCGCGUUCAUUGGUGGCGCAAGAGUCACUGGCGUCGGCAAGGACGCAGGAGCCAGCUGAUGCGGAAGAGCCGGCGGCCGUGGUUACAACACCGGCAGACGCGUCUGUGGCCGGCGACUCGCCAUUGGUUGCAUCCCCCGAUGCCGCUUUGGAUGCAGGCUCAGCGGAUACUGCAGCGACGCAAGUGACAACGCCAUCUCCCCGCAAGCAUUCUACAAAAGAGGCUCCGCCAGCCCCCCUCCUGGUGCCCGCGGAGGACAAGGCGACUGUAGCCAAGGAGGGAGCGCCGGCGGCUCCGCCCGCAGAGAGCCCUACACCGGAGAAGCUCUCAGACUUCGUCAACUUCCUCAACGGCGAGAACCCUGGGGCGUGCAUGUUCCACGCGCAGAUGCGCCUCUCGCCGGAAGGCUGCAUGAAAUUGGCUAAUUUUCUGCGCAGCAGCGCACGCGUGCGCGCGCUCUCACUGUCACAUAACUACCUCGGCGACGCGGGUCUCAGGCUCAUCUGCGAGGGUCUGCGCGAGAACAAGUCGGUUACCGCUCUGGACCUGCCGGACAAUAAUAUUACGGAUCUCGGCGCGGCAUUCUUGGCUGAUGCCAUCAAGGACAAUCCGAGCCUCACUCAGUUGCAGUUAGCCUAUAAUAAAAUUGGUGACCAGGGCGCGAAGGCUCUCGCUCAGGUCAUUCGAACCAGCCACAGCCUUAAGAAGCUGGGCCUGGCAUUUAACAACAUCGGCAAGGCAGGCUGCCAGGCGCUAACGUCCGCCAUCUCCAGUAACCAAUCGCUGAAGCACAUGCAGCUCCUUCCAGGUAACCCCGUUGAGGAGAAGGACGCCAAGGCCCUCGCCAAGGCGCUGAAGCGCAACAACAAGUUUAGCAUUAAGCAGCUGCUCGGCCUCAAGAGCGACAGCUAAGUGACGUCUAGAGAAUUUGGCGGAGUUUUCGCGUCCAUGACAAUAUGUGUUCCUGAGCCGUGUCGCAGCGAAAAAUGGGAAAUCUGCGACAUCCAGCCGAGACGACCAGCAGUGUCUAGGCGGCUGGGUUAUACGGGACGGUAUGUAGUGUGACCAAUGUGGUAGGAAAGGCAAUGGAAUGCGUUUUAAUAGGUGAAGCCGGAGGGUAGCGUCUGACUGGUUGCCAUGUGUACAGCACGGGGAGUCCGUGCCACAGCAUCAUUUCUUGUCCAUGACUGUAAGGGGGAGGCUGGCCGCUGCUGCCGCCAAGUCAACACGUGCUGCAAGGCGCGGAAGUGUGAUGCUGUCGAAUUGCCGAGCAUAGUGGAUAUUGCGUUGUGACAGUUUACCGUUUACCCCGUGUUCCCACUGAUAAGGGGCUUUUGGGACCUGCAGUGCUUUGGCAAACCUGUCUAAUUUCUGUUCGGUGUGCAGCUGCUGACCCUCGCGGGCUGGUGAGAUCUAAAGCGCGGAGGACAGCCAAUAUGGAGAGGCCGAAUCCUGGUUCCUUCGCACGCAUGUGCGUGACGGAACUUUUCAGUCACUGGCGCGGAAUCGUAUAUUGUUAGGUGCUGAGUCAGUUGAAGUGCAGGGAAGUCAACGUGCUCAUGCGCGUGAACCGCAUUAAAGCUGACUGGUAGGAUUUGGUUCGAUAUUUUUAAUACAAUGGAUGUGAUGAUGUCCCAUCGGGCAUGGAAAUUUUCCAUCUUGGCGCAGCAAU
This is a messenger RNA of Volvox carteri f. nagariensis, 4063 nucleotides long. RefSeq lists its product as uncharacterized. The transcript is spliced from 14 exons. Gene Ontology annotation, molecular function: protein binding. The record is from RefSeq and is a predicted model, not a curated record. The coding region runs from base 1 to 3303 and encodes 1100 amino acids. NCBI's taxonomy places the organism in Eukaryota, Viridiplantae, Chlorophyta, Chlorophyceae, Chlamydomonadales, Volvocaceae.